Molecule: messenger RNA, 2133 nt
Organism: Dendrobium catenatum
Lineage: Eukaryota; Viridiplantae; Streptophyta; Magnoliopsida; Asparagales; Orchidaceae
Product: T-complex protein 1 subunit theta
Exons: 13
Coding region: 205-1839 (544 amino acids)
Biological process (GO): protein folding
Cellular component (GO): chaperonin-containing T-complex
Molecular function (GO): ATP-dependent protein folding chaperone; ATP hydrolysis activity; ATP binding
Source: RefSeq, a predicted model, not a curated record
CGGAUCUUAUUGUGGUGGAUCGUCUUGCUAAAGCUUAAACCGGACCUCGAAGGCGGUGCCUCAUAUGUUCUCCGGUCGCCGUUCUUUGUUUGUUCGUUCCUAGGGUUUUACACUCCGCACUGUCUGCUCGGAGUUCCCAUUUACUUCCACCGGAGAAUCUCGCCGUCAGCUUCGCGUUUUGCGCACAGGCUAUAGCCGUCGAAAAUGGUGUUCCUCAUGCAACCUUACGGCAUCCAGGGGCUCCUCAAAGAAGGGCACAAGCAUCUCUCCGGGCUCGACGAGGCCGUGCUCAAGAACAUUGAUGCCUGCAAGCAGCUAUCUUUGAUCACCCGCACUUCUCUUGGCCCCAACGGCAUGAACAAAAUGGUUAUCAAUCAUCUUGACAAGCUCUUUGUCACAAAUGAUGCUGCCACAAUUGUAAAUGAGCUUGAAGUACAACAUCCUGCGGCUAAGAUAUUGGUGCUAGCGGGCAAAGCUCAACAAGAGGAGAUUGGAGAUGGGGCUAAUCUCACAAUAUCCUUUGCUGGGGAAAUCCUGCAAAAUGCAGAGGAGCUCAUCAGGAUGGGACUGCAUCCUAGUGAAAUUAUUAGUGGAUAUACAAAAGCAAUCAAUAAGACCAUAGAGAUUCUAGAUGAAUUGGUGGAGAAAGGAUCAGAUACCAUGGACGUCAGGAAUAAGGAUGAAGUUGUUUCUAGGAUGAAAGCUGCGGUUGCCAGCAAACAGUUUGGGCUAGAGGAUAUAUUAUCCUCUCUAAUUGCUGAUGCCUGCAUUCAAGUUUGUCCAAAGAAUCCAGCAAACUUUAAUGUGGAUAGUGUGAGAGUUGCGAAACUAGUUGGUGGUGGCCUGCACAAUUGCUCGGUUGUACGUGGAAUGAUCCUGAAAAAUGACGCCACUGGGAGCAUAAAAAAAGUGGAAAAAGCGAAGAUUGCUGUAUUUGUGGGAGGUGUCGAUACAUCUGCAACCGAAACCAAGGGAACUGUUCUCAUUGAAAGUGCUGAGCAGCUAGAGAACUAUGCAAAAACUGAAGAAGCAAAAGUUGAGGAACUCAUUAAAGCAGUGGCGGAGUCAGGUGCCAAGGUGGUGGUUAGCGGGGCUGCUGUAGGAGAGAUGGCAUUGCAUUUCUGUGAACGUUACAAACUCAUGGUUCUAAAAAUCAGUUCAAAAUUUGAGUUGAGGCGGUUUUGUCGCACAACUGGUGCUGUAGCUCUUCUAAAACUUGGCCCUCCAAAUCCUGACGACCUGGGCUAUUCUGACUCUAUCUCAGUUGAAGAAAUUGGUGGUGUUCGGGUGACCAUUGUGAAAAAUGACGGAGGUGGAAACUCAGUUGCUACAGUUGUUUUACGUGGAAGUACAGAUAGUAUACUAGACGACCUUGAAAGGGCUGUUGAUGAUGGUGUCAAUACAUAUAAGGCUAUGUGUAGGGAUAGUCGUAUCCUCCCUGGGGCUGCAGCAACUGAAAUAGAAUUAGCAAGGAAGUUGAAGGAGUUCUCCUUUAAGGAAACUGGGUUGGAUCAAUAUGCCAUUGCCAAGUUUGCUGAAAGCUUUGAAAUGGUCCCUAGAAUCCUGGCUGAUAAUGCUGGGCUUAACGCAAUGGAGAUCAUUUCUUCGCUCUACGCUGAACAUGCUGCAGGCAACACUAAAGUGGGAAUUGACUUGGAGGAAGGUGUAUGUAAAGAUGUCUCUACUCUGAGAAUUUGGGAUCUCUAUGUCACAAAGUUUUUUGCUCUUAAAUAUGCGUCUGAUGCUGCUUGUACUGUUCUGCGAGUUGAUCAGAUUAUAAUGGCAAGGCAAGCUGGUGGACCAAAGAGAGAUCAACCUGCCGGCAUGGAUGAGGAUUAAGCUCUCUGUAUGACUCCAACUGUUCCUAUUGCCAAGAUGGUUUGUGUUUACUUGGUGAAUCCACUGCCAAAGAAAGUUUUGCUUACUUCAAAGAAAGGGAUUGCUAUGAAGAACUUAGAUGUUAAAUGACUUUUUUUUUAAAUGUUUUGUCUUAUUAUUUUCACCCUUUUUGUUUGAACCUGUAAAAUUAAGUUAUUAUAUUUGAUAUUUGUUUUGUUAAGCUCUAUUGAAGAUAGGAUAAACCAGCCUCUUAAUUUUUAUGUUUUGUUCUCUCAACAUAGCUUUAGUAAUGCA